AUGUCGCGCAUCAAGACUACGUACCUGGACCAAGCUUUCUACAACUCGUCACUUGCCGAGGGGCCGGAACUUGAAUCUUACGUUGAGCCUUUUGCCCAUACACCGUCGACGGGCGGGACGGCGAUCGAUGCUGCUGGCACGGUGUACAACAGUGACACCGACAGCCAGCGGAUCAUCGCCAUAGCACCUAAUGGGACGAUGGCGACGCUGGUCCAAGACUCAAGAUUGUUAUGGGUCGACGCUAUGUGGAUUGACACCCGGCAGAGACUAUGGCUGCCAGCCGCGCAGUUGAAUAGGGGUGUGCCAUUUGGAGACGGGACCAACCGAAUCGUUAAGCCAUUACUUGUAUUCACACUGCAGUUGGAUGUUGGACCACCGGCCAAUGACCAUGCUUGA
Anthostomella pinea is the source of this 396-nucleotide messenger RNA. NCBI's taxonomy places the organism in Eukaryota, Fungi, Ascomycota, Sordariomycetes, Xylariales, Xylariaceae. The record is from the annotation of a GenBank genome assembly.